Messenger RNA from Chanos chanos (milkfish), 2786 nucleotides. RefSeq names its product ST14 transmembrane serine protease matriptase (gene st14). NCBI's taxonomy places the organism in Eukaryota, Metazoa, Chordata, Actinopteri, Gonorynchiformes, Chanidae. Gene Ontology annotation, molecular function: serine-type endopeptidase activity; protein binding. The transcript has 20 exons. The record is from RefSeq and is a predicted model, not a curated record. The coding region runs from base 1 to 2526 and encodes 841 amino acids. Gene Ontology annotation, biological process: proteolysis.
AUGACAAGGAGUAUAGGCAGUUUGACACUGGGCAGAAAUGGUACACAUGAGCAGGUCACCUUCCUGACAAACACAGAGAAGAAGGCCGCCAGACGAAAGACUGGACUGAUAGUGGCCGUGGUUCUCGUCGCUUUGCUGGUGCUCGCUGCUGUUGCUGCUGUCCUAAUAUGGCUGUUUGUUGUAAACCCAAAUGGGGGUGGAGCGCUGGGCCAGAAGAGAAGUCCAGCAGUCCAGGUAUACAGUGGCCAUAUAAAACUGGAUGGCUUGACUUACGACGACAAGCUGGAGAAUACCGACAGCGAGCAGUUCCAUGCACUGGCUGACGACCUGGAGGAGAUUCUGGAACAGACCUACAAGGAGGAUCCUUUGCUUGCCAAGUACUACAGCAAAUCAGUGAUCUCCGCUUUCAGUGAGGGAGUCCUGGCUUACCACUGGACACAGCUUGACAUCCCAGCCUCUGAUCUGGAGUUUCUGCCAGAGUUGACGGAGGAGAGGGUGAUUGAAGUGCUCCGCAGCGGAAUCCGUCAGCAGGGCAGGCGGAGCAAGCAGUCUUUGGCCAUUACUGAUGUUACAGCGUCCAUCACAGACCCCCGUAUGGCCAGGAAUCCCAGAGCCCAGGAGUGCUUUUACCGUCUUGAGGCAGACAACACGGUCCAAACAUUUGAGUCUCCAGGAUUCCCCGUCAAGUAUCCCGCCCAUGCCCGCUGUCAGUGGCAAAUUCGUGCCAACAAAGACAACGCCAUCUAUGUGAAAUUCCCUUUGUUCCAUAUCGAGGAUGACUGCUCCAACGACUUUGUGGCCAUUUACGACUCCCUGAGUCCUGAUGAGUCUCAGACUAUCACUGAGCAGUGUGGCCAGCGGCCACCCACAAACCCACUGGAGGUGGUCUCAUCCAGCAACAUCAUGCUUAUCAAUCUGAUUACGGACAGCGAAAUCCAGCGGCCCGGCUUUAAAGGAGAGUACACGGCCAUUCCUAUCACCACAGCUAAGACCUGUGGAGGAGAUCUCACUCAGUUAGAGGGAAACUUCAGUUCUCCUCAUUUUCCCAGCUUCUACCCUCCUGCACUGGACUGCACCUGGACCAUCAAGGUGCCCGAGGGCAAGAAGGUGCGCUUGAAGUUCAUGAUGUUCCGUAUGAAGGAACCCGGCGUGGACGUCCGCGUGUGUCACAAGGACCACGUAGAGGUGAUGGGCACCAAGUAUUGUGGAGAGAGAUCCAUGUUGGCUCUCACCAGUGAAACCAACACAAUGACAGUGAAGUUCCACUCGGAUGAAUCCUACACAGACAAAGGAUUCAUGGCUCUGUACAAUGCGUUUGAUCCAAGAAAUCCUUGUCCUGGUCAGUUUGCCUGUGCGACUGGGAUGUGUAUUUCUAAGGACCUGCAGUGUGACGGCUGGAAUGACUGCGGGGACAUGAGUGAUGAGUCUUCCUGCAAGUGUGCCUCUGAUCAGUUUACCUGUGCUAACGGCAUGUGUAAACCCAGAUACUGGGUGUGUGAUCGUGUCAAUGACUGUGGAGACAACAGUGAUGAACUGCAAUGCAGCUGUGAGGCAAACGAGGUGAAGUGUGGAGACGGGGCCUGUAUUCCACAGGAAGGCUUGUGUGACGGACGGAAAGACUGCGCUGAUGGCAGUGAUGAAAGCUCCUGCGACGUUUCGACCAUGUGCACACCGUUCACCUUCAAGUGUACGGAUGGGACUUGCAUGAGCAAAGUAAACGCAGAGUGCGACCGAGAAAAGGAUUGUGCUGAUGGAUCUGACGAGGAGGGUUGCGACUGCGGCGUUCGGCCGUAUAAACACAAUCGAAUCGUGGGUGGCCAAGACGCGGACGUAGGGGAGUGGCCGUGGCAGGUCAGCCUACACUUCAGGACAAGCGGACAUGUCUGUGGAGCCUCCAUCAUCUCCCCAAAGUGGCUGCUGUCUGCCGCCCACUGCUUCAUAAGCAGCGAUCCCGCUUACAAGGUGGAGUCCAACUGGCAGACGUACAGCGGAAUGCAGGACCAGUUCAAGCAGGAGAACGUUCAAAGGCGCGCGGUCAAGAAAAUCAUUGCCCACCCGAAUUACAACCAGAUGACCUUUGACUAUGACAUCGCCUUGCUUGAGCUGAGUGAACCGCUGCAGUUCAACAACCUGGCGAGUCCCGUGUGUUUGCCGGCGAGCUCGCACGUCUUCCCCGCCGGAAUGCCCUGCUGGGUCACGGGGUGGGGCACGCUCCGAGAAGGAGGCCGGCUUGCACAGGUUCUGCAGAAGGCCCAGGUGAAGAUCAUUAACGACACGGUGUGUAAUGUGGUGACGGAGGGACAGGUGACGUCUCGCAUGCUCUGCAGUGGUUUCCUGGCUGGAGGAGUGGACGCGUGUCAGGGAGAUUCAGGCGGUCCCCUGGUAUGCCAGUCAGAGGCUAAUAAAUGGUUCCAGGCGGGCAUUGUGAGCUGGGGCGAGGGUUGUGCCCGUAGGAAUAAGCCUGGUGUAUAUACCCGCGUCACCAAGAUGCGUGAGUGGAUUGACAAUCAGAUGAAAGAUGUAUAGUGACUGGUGUGUGACGACGCUGCACUGAAAAUCACCUUAAAUGUCCUCAGGAAGAACUAAUGUCAGCAAGGAUUUUGUAUCUUUUUGUUACUGACUGUUUUAAAGCACCAAUGUUGCCAAAUGUCGAUCCUGUACAGUGUAGCGUACAACUUUCCAUAAACCUUCUCUGCAGCUGGUAUAUUUUUCUGUCCAUGGAUUCUCAGGAAACUGUGCCAGAGGGAGUGGCGAAUGAGAUUGAUUAGGGGAGAUAAGGGUAUGCG